This is a messenger RNA of Solanum stenotomum, 336 nucleotides long. Its product is annotated as glycine-rich cell wall structural protein 1.0-like. Bases 1 to 336 code for a protein of 111 amino acids. NCBI's taxonomy places the organism in Eukaryota, Viridiplantae, Streptophyta, Magnoliopsida, Solanales, Solanaceae. The transcript has a single exon. The record is from RefSeq and is a predicted model, not a curated record.
AUGGAGGGGUAUGUUAUAGCAAUCAUAUUAUUUCUUUUUGCGUUUGUUGUAUCUGUUAUUUACUUCACUUCUUGUUAUAAGAAAGGCAACAAUAAGAAGCACCGUCCUGUGGGGAUCGAUGCGAGGCGAAGAAAUAGAGCGUCAAUUUCUGGUCAAACUUAUGGUUCUGGUGGAAUAGGAGGGGGAAAUUAUAAUGGCAAUGACGUGAAUGGCGGUGGUGCUGCCUUCGUGGCUGGCGCUGCUGCCAUGUCAGCAGCUUUGACAAGCAUAACUAUAGAUGGUGAUGGUGGUAAUGGUGGUGGUGAUGGUGGAGGUGGUGAUGGCGGAGGAAGUUGA